This is a messenger RNA of Aegilops tauschii subsp. strangulata, 489 nucleotides long. NCBI's taxonomy places the organism in Eukaryota, Viridiplantae, Streptophyta, Magnoliopsida, Poales, Poaceae. The record is from RefSeq and is a predicted model, not a curated record.
AUGCGCGGGGAGCCGGCCACCGGGCAGCGCGGGCCGCACGCGCGGAACAGGGCGAAGCCGGCAGCCGGCGCUGGAGACCCGAAGCUGACCCGGGCCGGGCGUGUGGAGGCGCAGAGCGCGACGGAGCCGACCGGGAGGCGGGGACGGCGAGCAGGAGGAGGCCGAGGGCGGCUGACGGGCGCGAGCAGCCGGGCAGGCGUGCGGGCAUGCGGCCUAGAAGCCGACGCAGACGGCGCGGGCGGCCGAGUAGCCGGAGAAAACAUCGCGAGCCGGACGCGCCUACAGGAGCAGCAAACGGGGCCGGCCCUCCCGGAUGCAGCCGCGGCGACGCGGGCAAACCAGCAGCGGGCGAAGCCGUCGGGCGCGGGAGGCCGGCAGCGGACCCAGCGGGCGUGCGGGAGGGGAGGCGAGGCGGCCGGAGCGCGGAUGCGGCCGGAGGCGCGAGGCAGCCGGCCGCUGCCGGGCGCGCGAGGAGGAGGUCGAGUGUGA